AUGACCAGAACUACCCACCGGUGGAGAGAAUGGAUACCAGAUCUACGGGCCAUUUUCAAUUCCUCGCCUUGGCCUAUCCAUAUACUCUCUACCCUGGCUCCUGGAAGGCACAUCCUGCGAUUUACCUCCUCCACGAUGGCCCAGGGCAGGGUCCGUGGGGCCCCUAAGUUAAUAGUGCAGGUGAUUCCUCCCACAUUGGGGACUAAUAUACUUUCGCCAUCAACUCCACCUCACUCUACCGCCCAACCUAUACAGAGAGAUACCCAAAUGGAACCAAAAUUCGGUGGCGGCGCCCGGCCCCGCAACCACCAGUACCACCACGGCAUAUCCUCCGAGAGACUACUCGGAUUAUUCCAAUCCCCGGUAACCACAUCGUCUACACCCUCGUUUGAGCUUACCGAACAUGAAAUCUUCGACAUCCCCUCUGAGUCCUCUUCUCCAACUUCGGUUCACAGCUCUAAAUCGAAUAGUCAAGUUCAUAGUCAUAAUAAUUUCGGCAUAUUAGCAGUUCUACCCGGUGGAAUUGGAGAUUUCAAAACCGGAUCGAACACUGAAGCCGGAGCGGUUUUCAACCACAAGGCAUCCACCUCCGCGUCACUUGCGUCCUCGACAUCUUCUUCUCCUGCCUCGACAUCCUCGUCUCGAAUUAAGAUCCCUUCAAUUCCGAAAAGGCCUGCGACAGUGACUGAUAAGAUGCGGUUUUACCAUCAGUCGGCACCGGUGAAUGUUCCAAUACUAUCGGCGGCAAUGCAGAGGAGACGAAAUGAGUUUCUUGAUGUGGUUGACGACGUUGAGGAGGUUGAGGAAGAGGAGGGGAAUGGGGAGGUUGUUCCACCACACGAGAUGAUGGCAGCGAAGCAUUCGCCUUUAUUGGCGUGCUCGGUCCUAGAAGGGGCUGGCCGGACAUUGAAAGGGCGAGAUCUGAGGCAGGUGCGCAAUGCUGUUUGGCGGAGGACAGGUUUCAUGGAUUAAGUUUAUAACUAUUAAAUUUUACUAUUUGUAAAUUGUGGGGAUUCCUGUCUGUUUGGCUUCAAUAACAUGAUUAUCUUUGUAUAUUGUAGUGGAUAUAUUGUAUAUAAAUGCCAACCGGACUGAAAGCUAAUUUGCCAUUCUGUUUCUUUUCAUUUGUAUUUAAUGUUUAGCUUUAUUUUGUUGUGGUGAGGGAAGCAUUUUUCUAUC
This is a messenger RNA of Olea europaea var. sylvestris, 1179 nucleotides long. RefSeq lists its product as uncharacterized. The record is from RefSeq and is a predicted model, not a curated record. The coding region runs from base 1 to 972 and encodes 323 amino acids. The transcript is spliced from 3 exons. NCBI's taxonomy places the organism in Eukaryota, Viridiplantae, Streptophyta, Magnoliopsida, Lamiales, Oleaceae.